AUGUAUCCUGCGUUCAACCGCGUCCAAUCCUUUUGUUCCUCCGAAGAUCUCGUUGUGAGUGAAGCCUUUGACGACUUUUUCGACGUCUGUCGCCCGAAGAAGACCGCAGCCGAGAAGGAAACCCAAAGGCAGAGAUCGCUCGACCUGCAAGCAGAUAUUGAUCGACGCCUUGACCUUGACUCAUGCCCCCCUCGACCCCCCUGUCGUUCGCGUAGGCAGACUUUGGACCCGACCAUGUGCCGGCUCACUGAUGCGGUUGCGGUCGUCGCGAGCUCGGAACCGAGCGCCAGCAACGACGUGGAGAUGACUGAGGAUGCUCAGCCCGCUGCGUCACAGUCUGCAACUCCAGCGGUUGAGGUGACGGCUCAAACUGAGCAGGAGAGCGACGACGACGCUGAUAUGGGCAUGGAUGGUCAGCCUGCUGCAUCGUUUGCCGAUAUCGUCCAGGCCAGAAAGGCGCAGAGGAAGUUGAACAAAAAAGAAAGAAAAAAGAGACAGGCUAAGAAGCCCGCGAAGAAGAAGUCAAGUGGUCCUCUACAUCAGACGGCGGCGACGGCGGUGGCUGCUGCUCCUUCUCUUCCGCCUCCGCCUCCUCCUCCGCUCUCUCCUCCGCCUCCCCCUUCUACUCCUCCUUCACCUCCUCCGUCACCUCCUACUCUGCCUCUUCUUGCCACUAUUGUCACUGGUGAUUAUGGCAAUAACGGCAUGGUGGCGCGGCAGCAAGCCACAGGCGCGGAGAGUCAAUCUUCUUUCACUCAAACCCAAGUGCCGCUGUCUCCUCCACCUCCAUACGCCAGUCCACCUCCCGGCCUUUUCGAAGCAGGCCAAACUCAGUUCGUCCCGACAGAGGUGAAUCCGUCCUGCCUCUCCCCAGCCCCUUCGGAUGUUAGUUCCAGAACACUCUCAGCAGCGGACCCUCCGAUCGUAUCAUUACCCCCGCCCUAUGUCAGUCCAGACUCGGUCGAUGCUAGCCAGGCUUUGGACUAUGAUGACGGGGAAGCAUCAAACUCUAGAGACUUGGAUUCGCUCACAGCGACUCAAGAGUCGGAAAGCACUCGCUCCAUUCAAGAGUCGGAGCCACGAGACUCGUCUACCACUGACGCAAGUACUGUUGUGGUGCCAUUGACCGAAGCAAGUCCCGAUGUGGUGCAAGAUUUCUGUCCUAACGUCUUGGAUUCAUUUGCAGCAACUCAAAGCACGGAAAGUGCUCGGCCACUGCAAGCGUCGAACCCACGGAUUGCGUCACCCACGGACGAGAGUAAUCCAAUAAUGCAGUUGACCGAGACCAACAUCGAAAGCUUGGUAUCAUGCUCCACAGAAUCUGAAGAUUAUCCCGCGAUCACUGGGAACUCGAACAUUCAACAUGACGAUUCAUCGCCUGAGACGCCCGCUGACUUGAUUGCUGCCGAAAACGAUGCUCGCGUGUCGUCAAGUGAGCAGCAGCAGCCGUCAAAUGAUGAAGAACACUGCACGUUGGCCUGCAAAACUUGCGAGCAGGACGCCAAGAAUGCGCAAUGCGAUCAACGUGGCCAGGAGAUUUGUUCCUUCGAAAUUAAUUGCUGCGUGCAUGCGCCAAGAUCAGCGAAUUGUGUCUGUUCUCCUAGAAAAUCAUGCUGUUGUUCACAUUUCAUGUCGCAUUGUCAAUAUGUAAUAUCUGAGAUUGCAUUCGAGUCAGUCGCACCGAGUCCUUGCUCCCCCAAGAACGUCGAAGAGACUAUUCAAGACAAAGCCCAUACGGCCGAGAAACAAGCCGGUGAUAGGGACAAAAUUACCGAUCUGCCUGAAGAAUCGGAAUCAACGGAUAGCCUGUCGACCCAUUUCCUGAAACUCUACCGCGAUCAAGAAUUGGUUGACUUCGGCAUUGAAAUGUUGAUGAAAGGCGAUCCUGACUUUGCUUCUGCCUUGCUGACACAUAGAGUUAUAAUCGCACGAAGCCCGUCACUUGCUGUCAUACUGAAAUUCCCCGCAUACAUGGAAGGGUAUAACCGAAUCACCGCGGUCUUCGGUGAGAAGAUCGGCACCAUGCAUGGUUUCGAGAUGGCUCUCAAAUAUCUGUAUGGUGCGCCACUCUUGGACGAACAUCUUCUCCACCUGAAAACGAUUGAGUUACUGGGAUACACGGAGGCGACAUACGGCGAGCUUUCGUUUCCCUUCGGCAGCGCCAAGGCCGAGGUGGCAUACUCGUAUGCCGUGGCUGGAGCAUGUCUGCAACUGCCGGACGUCAUCAAAGCUGGGGUUGAGCUGACCAUCGCCAUGAUCAGCUGGGAGACCAUUGACGAGGUCCUGCAGUACAGUGUCCGGCCCGCGGACUACCUGAUCACCCUGAAAGCGUUUAUAAGGUUCGACCCCGAGGCGUCGUCGCUCGGGACGCCCACGGCCAGCACGCCCGGAGCACAGGAAUUCAAGAACCGCUGGGCUCCGCAAGUAGUCACGGCCUGUCUGAAGUAUAUGGCCGACCACCUACCACCCAACUUCGAGUUUCACUGCAGCAACUCGAGGCGAAGCACGACCACUACCGCUUCAACGGAUUCUGAAUACACAUGGCCCGACUAUGAAGUUUAUACUGCCUCUUGGAUCCUGUCCUCUCUGCCGUACCCGUAUCUCAACGAAGCCUUCGGACUCCUUCGGGACCGCGGCUUGCUGUCGCUGAAGCUGGCGCGUGCUCUCCUGCUUGAGCGAGAAGUCAACCGCCUCCAGGGGCUCUUGCUUUUGCUCAAGAGAGAAGACUCGACCUUGCAAGAGCAGAUGAUCCCCGAAAUUGAGACCUUGGCGUAUCAAGAGAGGUUGACCGUCAUUUCUCAUGAUCAAGGAACAAGCUCGCCAAACAUCAGCGUGGACAGGGUGUGGGUAGGCUUCCACGCUACUGCGUUGCCCGUUGUGCUCGAAUCGAUCGCCUCUCGACGCCACUGA
Molecule: messenger RNA, 2910 nt
Organism: Aspergillus japonicus CBS 114.51
Lineage: Eukaryota; Fungi; Ascomycota; Eurotiomycetes; Eurotiales; Aspergillaceae
Exons: 2
Coding region: 1-2910 (969 amino acids)
Source: RefSeq, a predicted model, not a curated record